Messenger RNA from Hyaena hyaena (striped hyena), 685 nucleotides. Its product is annotated as integrator complex subunit 6-like. Gene Ontology annotation, cellular component: integrator complex. Lineage: Eukaryota; Metazoa; Chordata; Mammalia; Carnivora; Hyaenidae. Bases 3 to 494 code for a protein of 163 amino acids. The transcript is spliced from 4 exons. The record is from RefSeq and is a predicted model, not a curated record. Gene Ontology annotation, biological process: snRNA 3'-end processing.
UAAUGGCCAGUAAACAAGAGGUGUUUCCUGCCACUCCCAAGAAGAAAAUGAAACGUCGUGAAGUACCCAUUAGUCCUCCUCUGUGUAAGAGAAGGCUGACCUUGACGAUGCUGCCAGUGAUACUAGAAGAAGAGGGAAUAUCCCCAGCCGGGGACACAGCUGUGACCUUGGAAGGUGAUAACCCCAAGGACACAGCGAUGUCUGUGCUGGGAGAAGUGCCAGAUAACCGGCCCAUACCGAUGGAAAUCAAUAUCGAAAUAAGAGAUCAGUUAAAGAGGGAGAUUCGACAGUUUGGACAAAAAUAUGAUAGAGUCUACAAAUUGCUUGAAGGAGUGCAAGGGCCUCCAGAAGUGCAGAAAAGAAUGAUUUUAUAUGCCAUGAAUGAAGCAGCAAGAUUUAAAAGACAAGAAUUAAUAUGCCAUCUCAAGAACAAGCUAGAAAAACUAGAAUCUGGCCAUCUUCUCGAAGAAGAUAAUCCCACUCCAAAUUCAUAAUCCCACUGUUGAAAUGAUCAAUGAGAAACCAGAACCAGUUGGCUUCUCUAGAAUGAAAUUGAUAUUAUUGAUGCCUCCUGCACAUGUUAUUUAAAAUUGUCUUCAGGAGGCUAAGAAAAAGCGUUGGAACUUUAAUGUAACAAGUUUCUGUUAUUAAAAGCUGGGCAGUUGCCCUAAGUAUUUCACUUGAA